ACUCUGCCUUCUAAUGGGGCCAGAGGCUGCAAAUUGCAGGGUGGAAUAAGCCAAGCUGCCAAGCAGAGAUGGACCCUGCCAAGAAGGGGACAUUCUGGAGACACUCCAGUCUCCAAUGAUCAGGACUGGAUGCCAGGCCAGCCAAAGGGGCACUGUGCCGUGGCCAGCCCAAGCCAGCCCCUGCCCCCUGGGAGCCACUCGAUGGCGGGAGAGAGCACUGAGACAGGCACAUAAAGGUGAGGCUGAAGAAUGGGCCAUGAGCAAAGGACAUAAGGGAGCCAGAACUGGAGAAGCUGCCUUUCCCAGCCUUGAGAACAGCCGAAGACAGGACCCAGGCCUCAGGCGAUGCCUGCCAGGCUAGGUGACGGAUGCUGGGGUCCCUCCCCACCCCACCCCCAGCUGCUUUCCUCACAAUGGGGUCCAUUGCUGAGGUGGGAGGGACAACUCAGAGAGGGCCAGUUAGGGGCCCUGCCUGCCAGACACCCUCCAGGAUCCUGCCCUCUUAAGCAUGAGCUAUACCACCUGGGCUGCCCCAGUGCCAGCGUGCUCUUAGCCCCACCUUUCCCACCUGCGUGGGUCCUGGAGACCCUCUGGGAGCUCAUCCAGCAGCCAUCAUGCAAGGUGGUGCUGGGGACAGCCCUCCUGCUGGGGAGCGGAGGCCUCAUUAUGUGGGCACAGCACAAGUGGGGACAGAAGACAGCCCUAGAGUCUGUACAGGCCAAGCCCAAGUCCUCAGAGUGCCACAGGACACAGACCCAGAGCUGGAUCAAGUCUCACUUUAGCUGCCUUUCUGAAGAAAAGUUAACCCCCGAGCUCUGUGUCAGCACCAUCAGCGAUGCUGUGCCGAGGGCCAGCGGGAGCCAGGAGGCUAGCACCACCAUCCACAUGGAGACCUUUACCACACAGCCGGGAGACAUGGGCACAGCUCUGCGCAGGGAGUCCUUCACCAGCAGACGGAAGAUAUCUGGGACCUCGGUGAUCAAAGAGACCCAAAAGGAGUCUGGAAGAUCCCCAUCCAUGGAUGAAGCCACGUGGGCCACCGUGGCUGCCUGCACCAAGGAGAUUGACACCAAGGGGCGGCACCUGGCUAACUCCAUGCUGCAGCGGGCCACAGCGUACCAGCACUCGGGCCGCCUGGAGUCCAGGGACAUCACGCAGGAGGAGCUGAAGGCCCUCGAAGAGGUGGAAAUGAAGCUCAAGGGCAGUUUCCUCACUCGUCGGGAGACCACCAUAGCUGGUGCCAAUCAUUCGCACACUUUAUAUGGCCGCAGUCACUAUGGCCACCAGAACCAGCAGGGUCAUCCAAGUCACCUGAGCAAUGUUGGUCAUCCAGGUCAGCCAGGCCACCAGGGACAGCCAAAUCAACAGAGCCACCCAGGCCACCAGAGCCACCUAGGCCACCAGGGUCACCCAGGCCACCAGGGACAGCCAAACCACAAGAGCCACCCAGGCCAACAGAGCCACCCAGGCUACCAGGGUCAGGCAAGCCAACAGAGCCACCCAGGCUACCGUGGUCAGGCAAGCCAACAGAGCCACCCAGGCCACCAGAGCUACCUAGGCCACCGGGGUCACCCAGGCAACCAGGGACAGCCAAGCCACAAGAGCCACCCAGGCCAACAGAGCCACCCAGGCCUCCAGGGUCAGCCAAGCCACAAGAGCCACCCAGGCCACCAGGAUCAGCCAAACCAACAGAGCCACCCAAGCCUCCAGGGCCACCCAGGCCACCAGGGUCAGGCAAGCCAACAGAGCCACCCAAGCCUCCAGAGCCACCAGAGCCACAGUCUGCCCAACCGCAGCUACCAGAUCUGCAACUCCCUUGAAGCCACCUAA
Messenger RNA from Ochotona princeps (American pika), 1830 nucleotides. It is a transcript of the gene C13H10orf62, whose product is annotated as chromosome 13 C10orf62 homolog. NCBI's taxonomy places the organism in Eukaryota, Metazoa, Chordata, Mammalia, Lagomorpha, Ochotonidae. The record is from RefSeq and is a predicted model, not a curated record. The transcript has a single exon. Bases 346 to 1830 code for a protein of 494 amino acids.